Penicillium coprophilum is the source of this 483-nucleotide messenger RNA. RefSeq lists its product as uncharacterized. Bases 1 to 483 code for a protein of 160 amino acids. NCBI's taxonomy places the organism in Eukaryota, Fungi, Ascomycota, Eurotiomycetes, Eurotiales, Aspergillaceae. The transcript has 3 exons. The record is from RefSeq and is a predicted model, not a curated record.
AUGGGUGUGAACACAGGCGACGUGAUUGAAGUAUCUCUAGUCCCAGAAUGGGCUAAAUCUGUCCAGAAGGUGGAAUGGAGACAGAAACUUCAACAACACAACGGGAAAUACUACCGUCUCUCUUUCGUCAAUAAAACGAAUACCGAACCAGAGAGCUCGGGCCUUAUCUUCAUCUCAGAGGAGAAGGCAGAAGCUUUUAAAGCUCUCGAUCAGGACAAGACAGACAAUGACAAAUGCACUGUUACCGUGUCGGUCGAUUCCUUUUUGUACGGGCAGAAGAAAGGUGGAAAGGGCCGCUUCCUCGUGUUCCAUGAUAAGACACGAGACAUCUUUCAGCAUCGCUUUACGGAUGGCGCAAUUGCGGAUGCUUUGAAGGCCGCGCAAGAUGUAUUGACAAAGCUUGGUUACAACGAGCUCAAUGCUGUGACCGACGCUAUCAAGGGCACCUGGGGAGAUCGGUUGGAGCCAUUCAAGCCCCUAUGA